CUCCCACCCGCGCAGCAGCAUGCGGGCCGGCCGCCGCGCUCCCUCGGAUGCGCUCCGCCCGCCGCCGCCCUCAGCGCAGCCCGCCGCCGCUCACCCGGGCGCUGGAUGAGACGGGAGCGGGGAGAUCGCCGCCGCGGUUCCGCCCGCUCCUUCAUGCGGGGCUCUGCUCCGCCGCCGAGAAGGAGCGCCCGCCUCGCCCCCCGCCGCCCGCGGGGCCCCGCAUGGCGUGCUACCUGGUCAUCAGCUCCCGGCACCUCAGCAACGGCCACUACCGCGGCAUCAAAGGCGUCUUCAGGGGACCGCUCUGCAAGAAGGGCGCUCGCUCGCCGGUAACUGCCACCUCCUCGCUCCCUCCCCCACUUGUCCCCCGCACGGACUAUGCUGAGAAGGAGAAAGCUGCAGCCAAGGCUCUGGAGGAUGUGAAGGCUAAUUUCUACUGUGAACUAUGUGACAAGCAGUACCACAAACACCAGGAAUUUGACAACCACAUCAAUUCUUACGACCACGCUCACAAGCAGAGAUUGAAAGAUUUAAAACAAAGGGAAUUUGCUCGAAAUGUGGCUUCAAAGUCAUGGAAAGAUGAGAAGAAACAGGAAAAAGCACUCAAGCGUCUACACCAGCUUGCGGAGUUACGGAAGCAGUCAGAAUGCAUCACUGGGAAUGGACCAUUGCUUAAAGCCCCCAGAUUAGUCGUGGAAAAGCAGCAAUCACCAGAUGGCAUUUUCCUCUACAAGGGAAACAAGUUCCCAGCCAGUUCUCAAAGAAUCGCCAUGAGUGAACGACAAGGUUUCUCCAGCAGCGUACUAGAGAAACAGCAGCUUAUCAUAAGCAGCCAUCAGUCCUCUGCUGAAAGACCCCAUGUACUUGGAAAUCAAGUCUCACAACUGUUUCCAGAUAGCACCAAUACUUCUCAAAGGGCAGGAGUGUCUUUCUCAUUCUCUAAAAAAGUCCCUUUGAAACUUGAGUCCUCGGCAUCAGUCUUCAGUGAGAACUCUGAAGAAGGAAAUGAUUGUAGUGAAUCCCCCAACCCUAAACCAAAACAAGCUCCUGAGGGCUGUUGUUCUGGCACAGUUUUGGAGGAGGACGUGAAAGCAAGCUUAGAUAAAGGGCCAUUGAUCACACAAGACCUAAUGGAUUUAGAUAACAGUUCAUCAAGUCACGUAGCUGCAAAACCACAAAUUGUGAAGGAAUAUUAUAAAAUUAGUGAUAGAGAAUUAGAAGAAAAGGUCAGUGUUCAUCCUUCAUUUUCCAAAGGCAAAAUAAGGCUUUCAAAUUCGGAUUUUUCUGGUUCAAUAAGAGAAACAGAGCAAGAGAGCAAAUUAAAAGAACCUGAGCAAUUGUUAGAAACUUUCAUUUCACCUUCACGCCAAGCUAGCGAUUUUUCUACACAGCCAAACACCUACAAGCACAGCAAUGCCCACUUGUCUGACCAGUUACCUGAGCGCCCACAACAGCCAGAACCUCAGAUGGCAUGUACAAGCAACAUUAAUCCCAGUCCUGGGAUGGUAAAACGAGAAAGAUCUUUGGAGAGUUCAAAAACCACAAGUGGUAAUAUGGAAACACUUCCAAUGGAGACCGUGGUUAAGGAGGUUAAGCCCCAGACGUUGCCUUUCCUCCAUGUAGUGAGCAAAGAUGGCACCACUGCUCUGCAGUGGCCCACAGAAUUACUUUUGUUUACAAAAACCGAGCCCUGUAUUUCAUAUGGCUGUAAUCCAUUGUAUUUUGACUUCAGACUCUCUUUAAAUCACAGAGAUGGUAAACAGCAUGAAACAAAAAAAGCAAGCUGUAAAGAGCACUCUAUAAAUAAGACUGCAGAUGAAAAUGAAGCCUCAGGUUUAAUAAAACACAAGCAAAUGUCAAAUGAACAAGAUAAUCAGUUGUUGAAACCAAAGAAGAUGAAAGUUUCCCUACAUCCAAGAAAGGCCAGGAAAAAAGCUGACUCAGACAUAGGGAAAGAAAUGAAUGAAAAUGGUCAAAAAUACAUUGCAGAUUAUUUGAAUGAAAAUAUACCCAAAGUGCCUGCUUACCUUGAUGUCUCAAAACAGGAUUAUGUGAUAGAAAAAAAUCUUCAUACAACAACACUGAGAAGACCUUUAAAGCAUCAUUUUCAUAACUGUGAAAGAAAAAAACAUAACAUUAGAAAUGAAAGCAUUUCCUUUUCUGCUUUUAUGUCUAGGAUUAAAAAGUCUAAAGCUGCAAAAUGUCGUGUUAUUUAUUCUAAGGAAAAACGCGAAAACCGAAGUGACUGCAGAUCCAUUCAAGAUGUGUCCAGCUGCAGCAGUGACAUAAGUGACAGUGGAAAAGACUCUAGUGGAAGUUUCCUUAGCUAUAAGUUCAGUUCAAGCAGCAGAUAUUCAGAAAAUGAAGGAUGUGGAAGUUAUAUGAGAUGCUGGAGAUUCCUGUCUCCUCAAAAGUCCUCCUUUGACAGACAUUCCAGCUAUUCUGACACUUCAGCCAGCAGUACAAGUAGCUACAUGAGCUACUCGAGUCCCACAUCGAACAAUCACAACAGAAAUCAUUUGCUUUUUUGUUGUAAAAGAAAAGCCAAGACAGCUGCAAGGCACAAAUGUAAACACAGAAAGCACAAGUGUAUUUUCACUUCUGAUAAUACAGACAAGGAUUCUCUUUGUCAUUGUAGAAGCCACAGAACAAGAAACUGCACACAGAGGGGCACAAUUAAAUAUCAAAGAUGUUCAAGACAUAAAGUUUUUCAACACAGAGACAGAUCUAAACACAGCAGACAUAGACAUUGGCGUUUUAGUAAAGUGCAUAGAAUUAGAAGCUACCAUAACUCCAGAAGCUGUUCCACUAGAGAUUCAAGAAGCAGCGAAAGAUCAUCUAGUAGCAGACUAUCAAGAGGCAGCAGUUCAGCAUCCUUCUCAAAAGAAAUUAACUGUGACAACAAAACAAAAGAGGGCACAGAAAGAGGUCCUAACACCAAACCACGAAAAGCUGAAACUGCACAUUACAGUGUUCUGAAUGUGAAUGGUCAGUCAAAAAGCUUUGCCACCUGCCCUUCUGAAAGCCUGGCAAAAGACAUAUGUGGUAAAAGAAAGUCACUGACAGCCAAGUUACUUUUAGAAAGAGUGCAGUCCAAGAAAACCCAGGAAAAAAUGCACAAUUUAGAGAGAUUUUCAAACACUUGUGGGGUUGAACUAAAGGAUCACCCACAAAGUCACUUUGCUAUUCAGUUUUCAGCAUCAGUAGAUGACAGUGCAAUGUUACCUUUGCCAGAGAAACUGCUAAGCAUAGGUAAAAAUGACAUGGGGCAUAAUGAAAUCAAUUCGUUUGAAACCAGUGUGAAGAAAAACAACUUUGAAGCCUCAGAGAUAACUAGUGUUGCUCUUUCAACAGGCACUGAUUAUGAUCAUUGUCUUUUUAACGACAUCAUUCAAAUAGGAACAGGCUAUCAGAGCCCAAGCAUAAAAAGGAACACAGCAAUAAAGGAACAAUCCAAUCUCUUCAUUAGUGAAGUGCAACCCUUUAUACAAAGCUGUGACUCGGUACCAAAUGAUUUCCCUGGUGCUUUUCCCUCUAAUAGAUAUUCUGUUGUUGGUGAUUCAACAGAGACCAAAGAAGAACUACAUGAUAUAAACAUGGACUUGAACUUGGCAGAAGGCAGUUCAGACUCUCUUUGCGACAAUGCUAUGCAGAAGUAUGAUGACACAGUAAGUGACCCAGAAGUGUACAGUCAAUCCACUUCCCCUCCUCUAACGCAGCAGCCUGUCACAUUUUCACCAGAGGAAGUUGACAAAUACAGGUUGUUGCAGCUGCAAGCCCAGCAACAUAUGCAGAAACAGCUUCUGGCAAAACACCUGAAAGUUUUGCCUGCCCCAGGACCAGCUGCCUCCUCUGAGACACCAGCAGUUCCUGCCCUUCCUGCUCAGCAACAUGCUACUGUCACCACCAUCCACCACACGCUGUUGCAACACUUUGCUAUCUCAGCAUCUGUACAUCCCCACGGCAGCCAUCUCUCCCUGACGCACCUCCACCCUCUCACUCAGGCACAAUUUGCACCCAUAUCACUUUCGCCUUUAGCACCAGCCUUCAUUCCCACUCACCCUGCUCUGCUGACAGGACACCCACUGCACUUGGUGUCUGCCACCCCUCUCCACCCUUCCCCACUGACCUUCCCCACACUGCCACACACUGCCUAUAUCCCAACCUUAUUUACACCACACCUGAAUGCAGCCAUACCUUCUCCUAUACAUCCAAAUCCCAUAGUUCAUCCAUUAUUCCAAGGGCAAGAGCCUCAUCACCAUUCUUGCUCUAGCCAGACCCAACAGUUUCCCACAAUAAAAGAAGUUUUCAGUGUUUCCAGCUAUUUAAACUAGCCCAAAUUAUUAUAUCAUGGCUCCAAACCCAAGUUUGAAUAAUAUAAAUUAUUCGGUGUUCAGUCACAUGUCUGAGGAGAAAUUUACUGUUUUGCUGAGAGGACAAUGGCAAAUAUUUUUUAAGGUCCAUGUUCUGGCUGACAGUAUACAGAUGUUGAUUUAGUUCUUAUAUCAGUAAGCAAAAGCUUUUUUAAAGCUUUUUAUGAUACUGUCACAAGGAGGUUUGGGUCCAGCGAGUGUCAUUCUGUAGAAGGUUUGGAAAGACCACCUGAAGCAAGGUAUGUGACUGGUGGUAGAAAUAGCACCACAGAAUACAGAUACAAUGGGACCAAGAUAUCAAUACUAAUGAAUGAUUUAAAGUAGCACAAUUUAAGGAAAAACAAUCUUGGCACACAUUGAAGUCUUGAUUUUCUGAGUGUUUAUAUGUGAUGGCACAGUAUUUGGUCUGUUUAAAAUAUUUCAUACUAGAACAAAAAAGAAGGCAUCUGGGACGAGAAGUCACUGGUUCUUUCCCCUGUCCAAAAAAAAUUUAGGAGUUUCAGAGUGACGGGUGAUGCAUUAACACUAGAAGACAAGGGUCACAACACCAUCUCAAAGAUACUUUAGUGUUUUUAUCUCUGUGAUAGGUCACUUGGAUAGUUUAAAGGGACUGCUGUCCGGCCACAAGUAUGUAACAAAAAAUUCCCUUAGUGGGGGGGGGCUCUGUGCUGGCAUAAGCAGACUGCUACUUUUCUCCCUGAGCCAAGCAUCCACAAAGACAAAGGGAAGAAGAGGAUGAAGCUAAGUUCUUUGACGCUGCCUGCCGGCAGCUGUAUCAUGGGUAUGCUAGGGGUGGGCUGCAGCAGCCCAAAAGUACCAGUCAGCUGGUGCUGGGCUUGAACCUCAGACGUCCUUGGCCAAGACUGACACAUUCUUUCCUGCCAGACAGAGCUCUGAUUUGUGGGAGAGUCUUGCCCAAAGAAGGUAUAAAUAUGUUUUCACCCUUUCACAAACAACAUGAACAAUUCACUGGUCCUAUAAAAUCAUGCUGAUAUUCAUAAAAAUGAAAAAGCAGAAUUCUGAGCAGAAGCAGACUCUCUAGGUCAAGUCUCAUGACAACCACGCCACAGUUCUCAGCAUUUCAAGGUGCAUUGAAUCUAAACAAAUAGUCUAGAUUCACGCAUGGCUUCCCAAACUUUCAACAAACAAAUUGAAGUUCCGAAUCUGCAAUUUUUGAAUGCAUGUAUCCAACCUUCAGGGUAGUGUGUGGUUGAAAUUGCUAGUAAUAACUGUGUAUCUGGAAAUAAGUUUGGGCUUCGGUAUCUCUUUGAAUGACACAUUUUGACAAUUUUUAUAAUGUUUCUAACUCAACAUGGGAUAUUUAUCAUGAAAUUAAGCUCAUGAUUAUGACUAGACUGCAGGUAUGCUUCCCAGUAUAAUUGGACAGUGUCUGACAGAUAUUACCUGUUUGUUUGGAUUAGAAAUGUUUGAAAUAAUUUUAAUUCAUUUGCAAUAAUGUAGUGCACAAUUAAUAAUGUAUCUUUCAGAAUUGAUAUAAAACAGAUUUUAAAACUUUCAGAGGCUUUUAUUCCAUUACAUUCAGCUAUCUGAAGAAACUGAGAAAUCUAAUUCCAAUUAAGUUCAGUGUUUAGAAUACGACUUAAGGCCAAUUUUCUAACUUUGUUUUAAUUAAACUAGAUUGAUCCAUUGUAAUGAAAUGGAAUUGUUUUAAUUUCUAAAAGCAACUGCUUCAGCAUAAACUGGUAUCAUGCAAAACUUUUCAAAUGUCUUAAUAUUGUGACUGCUUGGUUUGCUCUUCAUUUUCAAAGUUAAAGUUUCUUCGGACGCUUAAAAUUUUAGCCAUCAAAUAAAAACUGUCAGGAAAAAAUCUAUAGACUGAGCAGAAGCAAAACAUUGUAUCUUGAAAAAGUAUGGUGAUACCAGCACCCUCAAAUAUCUUUUGGUUGGAUUCCCAGGUGAUUUAUUAAUUUAAUUAACAAAAUGGAUUCAUGCUAUUUUGGAGUUACUCAUCUUUAUGUUUUGAUUUUCGCAUUUUAAUUGAAGGGAACUUUUUAAAUUGAAAUAAUUGCUUCAGAAUUAAGGAAGUAAAGCAUUUUAUUUGGGGAAGAUGUGAAAACUAAGUAUUUCCACAGUGUUAAAAUUUUUACUUCUGUUUUUGGCUGAAAGUCUUCCCAGUGAAUUUACAUUGAAUUUCCAUACUUUUGAAAAUUUAUUUUCUGAGAAUCAAACAUAUUUUAUUGAAUGUGACUUAACACUUCUGAAAAUUAGUACUUGCUUGCUCAGAUGGAGAUCUCUCACUCAAUGGACUGCUUGGAAACAUUAGUUAUAAUUCAUAGAAACACUCUGCAUUGGACAUUUUAAAGGAGCAGGUCAGUCUGUGCCCUAGAAGAAACUAACACCCAUCACCAUGAAUUCAGAGCUAAUACCAGCCUAAAAGAUGCAUUUCCAGCCCUACAAACUUAUAAAUUUAUGGGUCCAGUUCCAUUUCUAUUAAAGAAAAAACAACUGUUCUCAUUGUAUAAAAGUGUUCAUUUGAAUCCUAAGUAGAUGACACCAACAGAAAAAAGUGGAGUGGAAGAAAUAAUAGGAUAAUCUCAUCUUUAAUGUGUUUACACACAUUUUGUAUCCCUGCUUCUUACAGGCAAUGUUAAUAUUGUAGAAAUUCCUAUGGCAAGAAACUUGACCAAUUGAAAUUAACAAUUUCCUACAACAUAGGUCAUUUAUGGAAAAGUUAUAUGUGUUUCCCUUAAAGUGUGCAGAAUACAAUGAGAUUCUAGGAGGAAACCAAAUCAUAGGAUGUCCAUACAUCACUGCAUAUACCAACAAGGCAAGAUAAUGAACACACAAUAAAGAUUAAAUUUAACUCUUGGAACAGUGGGAAUUAGGAUUUUGAGGUGCAUUGGUAGAAAAAAAAGAGAGAUUAAAAAGGAGCAGAAGUAGCACAGCAGCAAAACAGCAAUCAUUUACUACCAACAAAGGGAAUGUUCAAUAUUGUUCUUAGUACACAGAUGGGAUUUUCUUGGAGAAAUGUAACAAAAUUAUCAGCACACUUGAGAUGAUAUAUUUGCUCUACCCACUGCCGUAGUACUUUUUCAUCAGUAAAGUACUUCAAAUAUGUAUCAUUACUAUUAAAAUCAUAACUGAGCCUGAUGUAUGGAGCCGUGCUGCAAUUUUUAUUUUAUUUAGACUAAUUUAUUAAAAAGUUACAUAUAUCCUAAUGGCAGCGAUAUAUACACUCCAAAUUAAUAAUCUAUUUUAUCUUGAUUGUAUAUUCUUGAAAUAUAAUCUGAGGAAACAGGUCACCCACACUGCAAAAUUUCAAUAACAAAAGGGGUUUAUUUGUUUUGUUUUGGGUUUUAGGGUUUUUUUUGUAACUGAGACACUUCUGGAAUACAUUUAACAUGUAUAUUUAUUGUGCAGAUUUGCAUAAAAAUGACAUUUGACCAUAUUGAUUUUGAAAGUGUUAAGUUUAUAUUUAAAACUGGAUAAUACUCUGGCAAGUAUAAUAUGUAAACUAGUAAUUUGGUUUUGUAUUCUCUGUAUAAAAUGUUUUAUAUUAUACAGUAGCUAAGUGAAUUGCACUAUUGUACAUGCAAUGCGAUGUUUUUUUUAGGUUAUUCGAGAUAUUCCUGGGAAUGUAGUUUAAUGCAAUAAUAUUUUUUUUUCAAUAAAAAGGCUUACUGGUAUAAAGAGUGUCAAUCAUGUAUUUUUAAUGUAAAGCAUACCAAAAGGCAGCAACAAAAUAAAAUGCAGAAUGACGCAAAAAUAUUCUGUAUUUUAAUCUGCAGAACUGAAAUGCAUUUAAUUCAUCCCUGUGGCUAUAAUCCUGAAAUUUCUUAGAAUGUUUCCUAAAGAUUUUAGUAUGUGUUAUAAAAGUGGGUUGUUUAAA
This is a messenger RNA of Cuculus canorus (common cuckoo), 8223 nucleotides long. It is a transcript of the gene ZNF804B, whose product is annotated as zinc finger protein 804B. NCBI's taxonomy places the organism in Eukaryota, Metazoa, Chordata, Aves, Cuculiformes, Cuculidae. Gene Ontology annotation, cellular component: nucleus. The record is from RefSeq and is a predicted model, not a curated record.